AUGCCACCAACUGUUCACGAAAUUGAACCAGGAAAUAUUUGGCUCCUUGAUUCUGUUUUUUCACCCCAAGAAUGUGAACAACUCAUCAAGGAGAGUGAACAAUUCGGUUAUGAAGAAGCCACUUUCAAUGCAUCGAUGGCUAAACAUCUCAGAAACAAUUCUCGAGUCAUUACGGAUUGUAAACACUAUUCAGACAUGUUAUGGGAUCGAUUGAAACAUGUCAUUCCACAAAAUGCCAGUGAUCUCAACAAAAAGGUCGCACCUGCUCAAAUGACACAUGGAUAUCAAUCCGUUGGAUUUAAUGAAAGAAUUCGAUUUUACAAAUAUUCGGCUGGUCAAUACUUUGUACCUCACACCGAUGGAUGCUUUAGCAGACAACCGUACAUGGUGUCCAUGAAGGAUCAAAAAACUCAACAAGUGGUGAAUUAUGAAUGCCAAGAAAUGUCCUUCUUAACUGUUUUGUUGUAUUUGAAUGACGUGAAAUCAGGUGGAGAGACGAACUUUUUCAACAAUUUAGAUGCAAACCGAAUGACUCAUAGCGUCACUCCAAAGGCAGGGCAAGUGCUGAUUUUUGUUCAUUGGAAUUGCCACGAGGGAGCAACAUUAUCAGAUCCAAAUGAAUUCAAGUAUGUCAUGAGAACAGAUGCCAUGUAUAGAAAAAUGAUUAGAAAAUGA
Messenger RNA from Naegleria fowleri, 675 nucleotides. RefSeq lists its product as uncharacterized. Bases 1 to 675 code for a protein of 224 amino acids. Gene Ontology annotation, cellular component: endoplasmic reticulum. Gene Ontology annotation, molecular function: iron ion binding; procollagen-proline 4-dioxygenase activity; L-ascorbic acid binding. The transcript has a single exon. Gene Ontology annotation, biological process: peptidyl-proline hydroxylation to 4-hydroxy-L-proline. Lineage: Eukaryota; Heterolobosea; Eutetramitea; Acrasida; Naegleriidae. The record is from RefSeq and is a predicted model, not a curated record.